ACAGAGGCAAUCGUUGUUUGGGAUUUUUUGGUGGCUAUUCAUUGAGAGGUCAUGCCUCCGCCGUCGCCUCGAGAUCUUCGUCCUCGAUCAGACAGUCACGACACGCAGGACACAGGGGAUGCCGAGCUGGGAGAGAUUAAUAUUCCCGACUCGACGGACGCCAGCGUUCCCCGUAGUUUUAUUCGGAAAAAAGACAAAUUAAGUACGAGUAACACGAGCAUAUCUUCCAGUAAUUCUACUCGACGAUGUAAUUCAGAAUGGCACUCCGCUGUAUCCAGCCACGACGGGGAGGACCUGAAGCCACCGGGGACACCAUCACAGAUACAUCUCAUGUCCUCCAUGCAUUCUCAGGUGGUGAAUGUUGUUCACCAUGUUCAAGACUAUCUCCAUCACAUGCCCAAGUGGCAAUACCGCCUGCUUUUAUGCACUGUCAUCAUCCUUUUUGUCUCCCUCGUCCUGGUCUUGACCGUUUCGGUGCUGUACGGCUUCAACAUGGCCCUGCCACACAUACGAGUGACGAACGUCCGUCUCGCCCUCCCCCCACCACACGUGGACUCUGCCGGCCACAUUCCCAUCGUCUCCACCAUCCUCUUCUCCAAUCCCAACUCCUUCUUCACCACCUCCAGCCUCUCGCCUAUACGCAUCUACGCCCUCCCCUCCCGCUCCCCCGAGAGCCUGCUGGCCCUCACCGCGCCUCGGACCAUCCGGCUGGCCGGGCACGAGGAAGGCUAUUCUUUUGACGUGAACUUCACCUUGAAGGACGUGGGGAGCAUCGAUGGGGGGAACGCCACGGUCGCAGCGGUUUUGGAGGGCCAAAAUUGUCUGCUCUACACGACAAGUACUAGUAAAAUCACCGUGAAGGGCUUGGGACUCAUUCCUACCAGCCGGAAUUUCAAGGUGGAAUGCACGGUGCUAAGAAAGUGGGGCGAGAACCCCCUGACCCUCAGCGAUUGCUACGGGCGCUUUUACAAGGGAUAGUCCAGGUUCGAAGGGGCGAGGAUAUGGUCUGGAUAGAGUAGUGAGGCAGUAAAUUAAAGCGAGUUGGAACUUUUGAAGUGGCAACCGAGAGGGUUGUCAGGAAGGGAGGCGGAGGGCGGUCGACGACGACAAGUUUUGAGUUGUGCUCCGAGGAGGCUCUCGUGUAUAGGAGGGACUUCAGCCGGGACGUGCAGGC
Molecule: messenger RNA, 1174 nt
Organism: Nannochloropsis gaditana CCMP526
Exons: 4
Coding region: 52-978 (308 amino acids)
Source: RefSeq, a predicted model, not a curated record